AUGGCGAGGUUUCCCACGCCUCCGGGCUGGGGGGAUGGGGAGGACACGAUCCUCCCCUCGGAUGACAACCCGGCCAUGACACCUACGCAUAAGUGUAACGGUGCGGCUCUGUCCGCACGCCUCCCGAGCCGUUGCCACACCCCUCGUUAUACUACUUCCGGUCUCUAUGGUCUCCUUGCUUACCGAUUCCACACAACGAUUGUCAACGGAGAAGUGCAGCUCAAGCGCCUCGCCGAGGAGCUCGCCCGUCCGGACCGUGCAUACGAUUUCAACGUCCGGCACCUGCUCAUCUUCGCCAAACGUACGUCGACGGUCCAUGUGUGCGAUGACUAUGGAACCGUGCCCCGGCCGGCGAACUCGAUUGACAGCGGCAAGCCGUUCUCGUCCCUCGAGCUCUCCAUCCAACAGAUCCUACGAAGCGCAGCGCCGACGGUGCGCAACUUGAUGGUAUUCGCCCCCAUGCUCGAUUUCGUCAGGUUGCAGCAAGGCCUCGCGUUCACGCAGCUCAGCGACCUUACCUUACAUUCCCACUCGCUCAAUCAUCCUCCCGUCCCUGGAAGUCUCGAAGCCGCCGAAGACAUCGCCUCGACCCUGUCCACCGUGCACCGCCUGCACCUGUGCCAGACCGUGCACGCCUCUUUUCCGUCUAUCGAGUACCUGCGGCUCAGCGGUUUCGGACCGAGCGAGAGCAAUCUCCUCGCGGCCCUACGCGUUCACUUCAAGAUCCUAAAGGAUGCCGUCAAGACCGACGUCGGCCUCACCGCGACCAUGAAGCAGUGGCUCAUUGGAUCCACCAGCAACGGUCUCUUGAACGCGGAGGUGAAAGCACUCUGCGGGAUCAUGAAGACGCUGAAGAGGUUUUACCUUCAGCGCAGCCGGCGUAACGACGUGGGUCCCGAGCCGCACGAUGCGCUGCGGUGGUUGAUGUGCUGCGACGACGUGGAGGAUUCUGACAAGGUGCUGCUUCUCCCGAAGGUGGUGAAGACCCGAGAUGCGUGA
This is a messenger RNA of Punctularia strigosozonata HHB-11173 SS5, 999 nucleotides long. RefSeq lists its product as uncharacterized. The record is from RefSeq and is a predicted model, not a curated record. The coding region runs from base 1 to 999 and encodes 332 amino acids. The transcript is spliced from 2 exons. Lineage: Eukaryota; Fungi; Basidiomycota; Agaricomycetes; Corticiales; Punctulariaceae.